AUGAAGGGCCCCCUCGCCUACCUCUCCGCUUUUGCUCUCUACACCUUCGCGGCUUCAGUCUCGGCUGUCAGCCCUAUCACUACGCACGUCCUCGACGCCAAGCUCGGUCUCCCUGGAUCUGGUGUGCCCAUCACCCUCAAGGUGACAGCCGGAGUGAUUGCUCGCUGCACUACCGAUGCCGACGGCCGUUGCAACUCACUGCUCCCAGAUAGCUAUGUUCUGAAGCGUGGUGUCUACACUGCAUUCUAUCCGUUUGCCGACAUUACUUUCGAGAUCGAGACUCCUGCUCCUCACUACCACAUCCCGCUCAACCUGGCUCCGUACUCAUUCACUACUUAUCGUGGCUCGUAAGUGC
Messenger RNA from Linderina pennispora, 355 nucleotides. Its product is annotated as Hydroxyisourate hydrolase. The record is from RefSeq and is a predicted model, not a curated record. The transcript is spliced from 3 exons. Lineage: Eukaryota; Fungi; Kickxellomycota; Kickxellomycetes; Kickxellales; Kickxellaceae. Bases 1 to 351 code for a protein of 116 amino acids. Gene Ontology annotation, biological process: purine nucleobase metabolic process.